AUGGCGCUACCAAGAGGGAAAGGAUGCCUGUCGUGCACCACCGUGCUGUGGUACAUCACUUUCGUGGGCUGUGGAGUCAACUACAUGAUCAGGAGCAACAUAAACAUCGCGAUUGUCGCGAUGGUGAAGAAACGCCCGUCAGACGGGAGUGCAGUGGCUAGCGAGUGCUACCAUUCGGGUUUCAACUUGACCGGAAACUACUCCCUCAACGAGAGCCUUUCUCAGGUCGAACUGAUCGGCGUUGAUGAUGAGAUAAGAUUUGACUGGGACGAACAUCAGCAAAGCGUUGUCAUGGGAGCAUUUUUCUGGCUCUACUGGGCAACGCAGGUGCCUGCAGGAAUGAUGGCUCAAUACUUCGGUUCGAAGAAAGUGUUUGGUAUCGGUAACCUUAUGGUUUCCAUAACAACACUGCUGAUACCACUUUCUGCAUCACUUGACUACAGGGCUCUGGUAACCCUGAGGGCUUUCCAAGGAGUUUGUGGCGGCUUCUGCUUUCCAUCUCUCAGCUACAUUAUCUCGAGAUGGAUACCAACCAAUGAAAGGGGGAAAUUUAUGAGCGCAUUCAUGGGUAGUUCCGUGGGUGCCGCACUGACCUUUCCUCUCUGUGGAAUGAUCAUCCACUUUCUCAACUGGCAGGCAGUUUUUUAUAUCACUGGUGCAAUUGGGAUACUGUGGUUUAUCGGUUGGUGGUAUCUUGUGUACGAUAACCCAGUCGAUCAUCCUAGGAUAAGUGAGUCAGAGCUCCAGCGCAUACAAAAUGCCAUUGGGGACACUAUUUCGGAAAAGAAGGUUGGCUUUUUCUCUGGUCUUCCCCAUGUUUGUCGAACGAGUUUCGCCAUCAUAGUUGGUUAUGUUUGUGACCACCUGUUGUCAAGUGGAAAGCUAUCAGUUACAGCAGUUCGAAAGUUGGCGGGUUUUAUAACAAAUAUUCUGCAAGGCAUAUUCAUGCUAGGGUUGGCCUUCUCCGGUUGUAACUCAGUUAUGGCCACUAUUUGCCUGACAGCAGCUCUUACUGUGAGUGGAGCUGAAACAUCAGGUUCUUUAGCUACAUACAUCGAUCUCAGUCCCAAUUUUGCUGGUGUACUCAUGGGCAUUGGUAACAUGAUUUGUGUGACUCCAGGAUUUCUGUCCGCUGCAGUUGUUGGUGCACUGACAUACAAGAAUCAAUCGUCUGAACAGUGGAAGAAAAUUUUCCUUAUAUCAGCAGGCAUCCUUUUACCUCCUGGCUUCCUACAUCUUCUCAGAUCGUCAUCUGAAGUACAAGAGUGGAAUUUCCCGAAGUCAUUGGCAAAAGAAUUGAAACAUGAUAUCUCUGCGAAGGACGUCGAAGCUCAGCAACGUCUGACAUCAGAACAUGAAACCGAAGAUCAUCAGGAUACAGAAGAGAAACAAAACCAUAUACUGUGAGAAAGAUUUAGAUGAGGAAGUU
Messenger RNA from Schistocerca serialis cubense, 1429 nucleotides. Its product is annotated as sialin-like. Gene Ontology annotation, molecular function: transmembrane transporter activity. NCBI's taxonomy places the organism in Eukaryota, Metazoa, Arthropoda, Insecta, Orthoptera, Acrididae. The coding region runs from base 1 to 1407 and encodes 468 amino acids. Gene Ontology annotation, biological process: monoatomic anion transport; transmembrane transport. Gene Ontology annotation, cellular component: plasma membrane. The record is from RefSeq and is a predicted model, not a curated record. The transcript is spliced from 9 exons.